Molecule: messenger RNA, 1718 nt
Organism: Hirundo rustica (Barn swallow)
Lineage: Eukaryota; Metazoa; Chordata; Aves; Passeriformes; Hirundinidae
Gene: MECR
Product: mitochondrial trans-2-enoyl-CoA reductase
Exons: 10
Coding region: 187-1086 (299 amino acids)
Biological process (GO): fatty acid metabolic process
Cellular component (GO): mitochondrion
Molecular function (GO): trans-2-enoyl-CoA reductase (NADPH) activity
Source: RefSeq, a predicted model, not a curated record
CCCCAAGCGCUGACCCCCCCGGUUCGGGUCCCCCCGGUUCGGGUCCCCCCGGUGCGGACGCGAUCGGCCGCGGCGGGGACCCCUCCGCUCGGGCUGCUCUACGAGCGACACGGGGAGCCCGCGGCCGUCGUGCAACUGAAGAGUCUGGAAGUGCCCAAGCUGGGGGACGGCGAUGUCCACAUCAAGAUGUUGGCAGCCCCCAUCAAUCCCGCCGACAUCAACAUGAUCCAAGGGACCUACCCCCUCCUGUCACCACUGCCAGCCGUGGGAGGGAACGAAGGUGUCGGGGAGGUGCUGGAGGUCGGGCGUUGUGUGACGGCUCUGAAACCUGGGGACUGGGUCAUCCCUGCGGACGCCGGCCUUGGGACGUGGCGGACGCAGGGGGUGUUCCCUGAGAAGAUGCUGCUGAAGGUGCCCAGUGAUCUCCCGCUGCUCUGUGCUGCCACUCUGAGCGUCAACCCCUGCACGGCGUUUCGUGUGCUGGCCGACUUUGAGAGCCUGGCACCUGGUGACUCCGUCAUCCAGAACGCUGCCAACAGCGGUGUGGGCCAGGCCGUCAUCCAGAUCGCCAGGGCCUCUGGCAUCAAGACCAUCAAUGUGGUGAGGGACAGACCUGAUCUCCCGAAGCUGGUGGAGAGGCUGAUGGCCCUGGGCGCUGACCACGUUGUCACAGAGGAGAUGCUGAGGAAGCCAGAGAUGAAAGAUAUAUUUAAGAGCAUCCCGAGGCCUCGGCUCGCCCUGAACUGCGUCGGAGGCAAAAGCACCACGGAGAUGCUGCGGCACCUGCAGCCCAAGGGGACCAUGGUCACCUACGGGGGGAUGGCAAAGCAGCCUGUGAUGGUGCCUGUGAGCGCCUUCAUCUUCCGGGACGUGCGGCUCCGCGGGUUCUGGAUGACGCAGUGGCGGAAGGAGCGCGCGCAGGACCAGCAGAGCGUGGCCGAGAUGAUGGAAGCCCUGUGCCAGCUCAUCCGCAGGGGCCAGCUCACGGCCCCGGCCUGCACCGAGGUCCCACUUCAGGACUACAGGGCAGCGCUGGAGGCCUCCAUGAAGCCCUUCGUGUCCUCCAAGCAGAUACUCCUCCUCUGACCUGCGGCUCCUGGAGCCCUGUCCUGUUCCACAGUCUUGUCCACAGAUUUGAGGGGGGAAAAGACCCUCCAGAUCCAUUUUAUUUUUUUUUUUCCUUUGUUUUUCACAUUUCAGGUGCCCACUGAAGGCUUUAAAAGCCUCCACAGCUUUCUGUGGAAGUGCUGCAGGAAGGAGGCUGCAUCUCACUGUGGCUGGGGGGAGUUAGGGAGCCCAAAUGAUGGCUCUCUCAGCUCAGGGUGUGAAAAGAGCAGCAGUUCCCCCUCAUAUGUGCUUUUGGGGCUGUCAGGGCUGUAGUUAUCCCAGCUGGAAUGUGGGAUGGUGAGGAAAGCCCAAGUCAUCUCCCUGCAGCCCCUCUGGCCCCAAGCCUGCUUCGAGUAGGGGGAGCAAGGGGCGCAGAAGAGGAUGCUGUGGUUGGUACUGCUGCAGCUCCUGGAGGAGCCCUGGGUCACCCCUGGCUGGGUUUUGCCAAGGGCACUGCAAGGGCCAGAGCCUUUGGCCAUCAGGGGCUGGAGCCAGACCCUCUGUCCCUGAGGGUCCCCCUGCCCGGGUGCGGGACAGUGACUGUGACUGCAGAGCAAUGUGAAAAGAUUUAUUAUUGAGAACAACCAACAACGUGUUCUUGCUUCCUCCUG